UCAAAAGUUUUCUUUACUCAUUUGUAACGCCAAUAAAAUUCUUGAUUUGUUUAUCUUUCUUGUUUCCAAUGGAGAAUUUGAAUGGUGAAUAUGAGAGGACUACAACUUUGCUGAUGCUACCAGAGGAUUGUACGGAUAAGAUCUUGGCCUUUAUAAGCCCUCUGGAUGUUUGCCACCUGUCCCUCGUCUCUAAAUCAGUUCAAUCCGUCGCUGAUUCUGAUUCCGUUUGGGAAAAAUUUCUGCCGUCUGAUUAUCAAUCAAUUAUUGACGUAUCACUGAAUCCCAAUGCCAAUUUUCCUUUAAAAAAGAAGGAUCUCUUUGUUUAUCUGUACCAUAAUGAUCACUUAAUUGAUGGAGGCCGCAAGAUUUUCUCACUGGAAAAAUGGACGGGAAAGAAAUGCUAUUUUUCAGGUGCAAGGGAUCUUAAUAUUACAUGGGGUGAUACACCAAAGUAUUGGAAAUGGACUUCACUCCAGAGUCCAGGUUUGCCAUUGUUUCAGCAGAUAUUUACUUUUGUGAAGUUGUUGUUAAUGUUUCGGGAGGUGGCUGAGCUCAUAAGUGUUUGGUGGCUUGAAAUUCGUGGCACAAUAAGAGCUGGUGUUCUGUCACCACAAACAUUCUACACAUCUUACCUUGUUUACAAGUUGGAAGAUGAAUAUGGGUUUCAUCAUAAACCCUCAGAGGUUUCAGUUGAAGUUUCUGGGGUUGAAUUCGACAAACGAUUUGUAUUUCUGAUGCCGGAGGGUAGGGCAGUUUAUAUUCCUCCGAUCUCUGUUGCAGAGGACGAGUCCGGGCAACCAGAUGAUGAUUAUGAGGAAUUAGUGUAUCCUCUGCCCUCUGGUGCAGAGGACGAGCCCGGGCAACCAGAUGAUUAUGCGGAGUCCGUGUAUACUCUUCCCUCUGAUGUAGAGGACGAUCCGGGGCUAGCGGAUGAUGAUUGUGAGGUGUCAGUUUAUAGUCCGUCUUCUGAUGCAGAGGAAGAGCCCGGGCAACCAGAUGAUGAUUAUGAGGAGUCAGUAUAUAUUCUGCCCUUUGAUGCAGAGGACGAGCCCAGGCGACCAGAUUAUGAUUGGUGGGGGCAGCGUUUCCCGGAGGUUGCUUUUAUUCAACGUCCCAAACUUAGAGACGAUGGCUGGUUUGAGGUAGAGUUGGGUGAGUUUUAUACUCAAAAUGAAGAUGAUUGCAUAGAGAUGAGUUUGAAAGAGGUGAAGGACUGUGUAUCUCAAAAGCAAGGCCUUAUUGUUGAAGGAAUUGAGAUAAGGCCUUCAAUUAUCACAUUUUUUUAGAAAAUAUUUUUGCCAUACAGCUACCAUGUAUUCCGAAUAGAACAUGUUUCUUUCUGGAGCACUCCUCUAUUUCAAAUAUGUUUUGGUGCUAUGGUGACUGUCUUUCUUGUUUAUAAACUCAUACUGGACCUUUUGUUUCAGAUUCAUGAUCAUAUAAGCUGGCAAAACUAGGCUUGCACUUUCCAUUUCAUAAACUGCCAAUUAUUAGUGGAAUGCUCAGUGAAUUAGAUGACAGGUUGGUUCUUUAGUUUGAAUAUUUGUAAGCAUAAGGUGCAGAAGACAUUAUUUUUCAAGAAUCAUCCUUGUUUUACUUUUAAGAA
Messenger RNA from Lycium ferocissimum, 1606 nucleotides. Its product is annotated as putative F-box protein PP2-B12. Gene Ontology annotation, molecular function: protein binding. The transcript has 4 exons. NCBI's taxonomy places the organism in Eukaryota, Viridiplantae, Streptophyta, Magnoliopsida, Solanales, Solanaceae. The record is from RefSeq and is a predicted model, not a curated record. Bases 69 to 1286 code for a protein of 405 amino acids.